AUGGAGGAGUUUGAUCCCGCCCUGGCCACGCCCCUACAUCGUUCAGCUCUCCAGGCCCCGCCCAGUCCCCGCCCUGGCCCGCAUAGGCCCCGCCCCGUCUGGCCUCUUCACCGCGGGGCGGGGGCGGCUGGCUCCGGCGACUGCCGGGCGCGCGCAGCUGCUGCCAUGGCCGGCACGCGCAGGAGGGAGCGCGUCCUUUGCCUCUUUGACGUGGACGGGACGCUCACGCCCGCUCGCCAGAAAAUUGACCCUGAGGUGGCCGCCUUCCUGCAGAAGCUGCGUAGUAGGGUGCAGAUCGGGGUGGUGGGGGGCUCCGACUACUCCAAGAUUGCUGAGCAGCUGGGCGAAGGAGAUGAAGUCAUCGAGAAGUUUGAUUAUGUGUUUGCUGAGAACGGGACGGUGCAGUACAAGCAUGGCCGGCUGCUCUCCAAGCAGACCAUCCAGAACCACCUGGGGGAGGAACUGCUGCAGGAUUUGAUCAACUUCUGCCUCAGCUACAUGGCCCUGCUCAGACUGCCCAAGAAGCGCGGAACCUUCAUCGAGUUCCGGAAUGGCAUGCUGAACAUCUCUCCCAUCGGCCGGAGCUGCACCCUGGAGGAGCGGAUCGAGUUCUGCGAGCUAGACAAGAAGGAAAAGAUCCGAGAGAAGUUCGUGGAAGCCCUGAAAACAGAGUUUGCUGGCAAAGGACUGAGGUUCUCCCGAGGAGGCAUGAUCAGCUUCGACGUCUUCCCUGAGGGCUGGGACAAGCGCUACUGCCUUGACAGCCUGGACCAGGACAGCUUCGACACCAUUCACUUCUUCGGGAAUGAGACCAGCCCCGGCGGGAACGACUUCGAGAUCUACGCUGACCCACGCACCAUUGGGCACACCGUAGUCUCCCCUCGGGACACGGUGAAGCGAUGCCGCGAGAUCUUCUUCCCAGAGUUGGCCCACGAGGCGUGACCGGGGCCUACCCCUGCCCCUCGGGCCUUCCAGAGAGCCCAGCCCAGGUGCUGGGGUGCGUGCCAGGCCCUCCCUCCAGCCCAGGGUGCCUGCCUGGGACGCGGGCCUCUGGCAAGGCCCCACCCGGACAGGACCAGGGUCCGCGUGGAUGACCGUCCCCGGCCAGCCGGCUCCUGCUGGGACUGGCUCCCAUCUUCUCAGGGCCCGGCCUUGCCUCAGGACGGCGUGUCCCGAUCCUUAACCCCGUUGGCCCUGGCCACAGCUGCUACUCGUACUUCUGAACAGAACAGUUUUCUCUCUCUGCCAGGAGAAGGGCGUGCGUGCGUGUUGGUACGAGAUAGAGUUGCCCUGUCUGCCCACCCGGCAGGGUGCAGAAGGGUGGGCAGGGCACGUAUCAUAGAGAAGAGAACUUGCUUCACAAAUAUUAAAGUUCCCAGAACUGGAA
This is a messenger RNA of Choloepus didactylus (southern two-toed sloth), 1387 nucleotides long. RefSeq names its product phosphomannomutase 1 (gene PMM1). Gene Ontology annotation, molecular function: phosphomannomutase activity. Lineage: Eukaryota; Metazoa; Chordata; Mammalia; Pilosa; Megalonychidae. Gene Ontology annotation, biological process: GDP-mannose biosynthetic process; mannose metabolic process; protein N-linked glycosylation. The transcript has 9 exons. Gene Ontology annotation, cellular component: cytosol. The coding region runs from base 1 to 942 and encodes 313 amino acids. The record is from RefSeq and is a predicted model, not a curated record.